Messenger RNA from Porites evermanni, 4045 nucleotides. Lineage: Eukaryota; Metazoa; Cnidaria; Anthozoa; Scleractinia; Poritidae. The record is from the annotation of a GenBank genome assembly.
UACAGCUAUGUUUUUUGGUUGGGUGACUUUAACUACAGAAUAAAUGAAACCAUUGAAAAUAUUAAGGGUCUCUGUGGAAAACAAGAAUACUCAGCAUUAUGGCCGCAUGAUCAGGUAUUCAAAUAUAUUCUGUACAUCUACAUAGUGAUGUACAGUGUACCACUACUAUAUUGUAAGUCAUCAAUAGUGAUCAAAGAAGUUGAUCAUCAGUCAAGAAUUAUUGUUAGGACCUGUCUUUGAGUAGUCUCUCUUUUUUUCUUUCAAAGACAGCCAAGCGAAUGAAACCUGCGUAGAAAAUUUAUGAGGAGUUCCACACCCACGAUAAUUUAAUAAUUAAUUAAAUAAUUAAUUUGAAGAUCCACAUUUUAACAGCAGGACUGAUUAGUGUUUCUCUAAAGUGUAGCCUGUUCCAUGCUCUUAGUUACUCUUCAGAGAGCAAAAAAAGCACGUACACAAAAAUAUGGAUAAGGACCGAAGAAACUUAGAUAUUAUUACUUUUGAAUUAUUUAAUUUAUUUUUUCGCACAAACCUUUCUCGUUGCUCGUCAGGUCUGACUGAGUUCUUGAAACAGGCUAUCUGUAGUGUUAGUGACAGUUUGAAGUAAAGACUUAUUUUUGUCUGUUCUGCUGAAAAGCUGUUACAGAGUCAGAAGGAGGGCAAAUGCUUUGUAAACUUUCAUGAAGGUGAUCUCAAGUUUCCUCCAACAUACAAGUACAACCCUGGAACAAAUGAAUGGGACACAGACAGGUAACUUAUAAGUAAUGUUACCUUCCGGUAAUCAGACACAGGACCCUUGCAUAUGAGUUAUUAUCGUAAUCCUGUUAUGUAGUGGUAACAACUUAAAAUGAUAUUGUAAGUUUCGUUUGCCUUGCAAUAUCGGCAUCUGGGGGUAUUAAUUCAGAUUUUUCUUCAUGGGCUGGGAGGAAUGAGUAGUUCCGAAGGUUAACGGUCAUCUCGCCACCAAGGAAAUCACUGCCAAAAAGUCUACUCGUCACCACUUACUUACCUAGGAUUUUUACUUCUUCGUCAAGCUCAAAUACAAAUCUGUCGACCGUAAUUGACGGUCCUUACGAUUAAGACUACGGCUCAUCUGCAUCGCUUGAAAGGUGCCAGUUGUUAAAAUCCAAUAGCCAUUCUUAUGAAAUUAAAGUAACUUUGUCUCUUGACCCUUACCUCAUUGUUAAAUUUGUGUGAAGGAAUUUGCUUUUGGGGACUUGUCCUUUUGCUAAGUGCUAAGAUGCAUGAUUUCUUGGUGGCGAGAUGGUUUGGUGGCGCAUUAAACUCUCUAAAAUCUCAGGAAAAUACUUAAUUCAACAAAAUGAAAAUUGUAAAAGGUGUUAAUCUUUAACGUUAAAGAGGUUUGAACUCUUUUACCAUAAGAUAAAAAUCUAUUAUGGUUUCCUCUCCAGUGGGAAGUAUCGCAAGCCAGCCUGGACAGACAGAGUCCUGUGGCAGGUCACUGAAGAAAGAAAAAACACAGUUCAAAUGGAAUCGUACACGUCACAGCAGUCAUAUCUCGCAAGUGAUCACAGGCCUGUUGGUGCUACUCUCGUAGUCGACUUAAAUGUAGGCCACCUUUCUGUACUAUUGAGGUUCUUGUCACUUUCUAAAGUGGUUUUGCUUUUCUUUCAUCAUUUUACUGGUUUUUAAAUUCAUACAAAGUGAACGCACUGUUGAAAACUGUCAGAAAUCUUUCGCACUUGCCUUACAUCUUAAAUCUAUACUUUUUUGCAAAAGAUUGUUACAGCGUGUAAUUGUUUUUUUAAAUAGGACUCGAUUUCAUCAAUGGAGGACCCGAUCUCAUGGAAGUUAGAUCUUAUGAGUCUACCUUGGUAUGGAAAUGAGGUUAGUCAUUGUUAAUUGUUUCGCUCGACCAAUAAAAGCAGACGUCGUUAAUGCAAGGAACCGAUCACGUCAAAGUGUAGUGAGCGUCUNAAUUGUUUUUUUAAAUAGGACUCGAUUUCAUCAAUGGAGGACCCGAUCUCAUGGAAGUUAGAUCUUAUGAGUCUACCUUGGUAUGGAAAUGAGGUUAGUCAUUGUUAAUUGUUUCGCUCGACCAAUAAAAGCAGACGUCGUUAAUGCAAGGAACCGAUCACGUCAAAGUGUAGUGAGCGUCUAGCGUUGUGCAGCGCGGGAAAAACGCCAACCUUUUCCCCAGGGUCCUCUUUCUCCCUCCCUCAAAGAAGACAUAAGAGCCACGGAGUUUGGGGGAAAUGCUUAAUAGUGUGCUGCAAGUCAGUGGUUUGGGUUUUACAUGUGACGGAGCACAAGAUAGUUUUGUUUAUCACGAAGCGUGGCAAUUAAAGACCAAGGAGAUGCGAAAUAUUUUAGGACACUUUUAAAUCGAUAUAAACAGCAACUUUAUGAAAGUUGCCAUGACAUCGUCAUGACACAUUUUGUAGAUCACAGAGAAUGUGCUCUCACAGUAUUUUAGUAUCGCAUUGAGGUUAUAUUCUCGUUGUGUGCAGAGUCCCUGUUAUUUGUCUCGUAGGAUGGUUUGAGUGUUUAUGUAGUGAAGAAUUACAAGACAUACAGCUGGGAUUGGAUUGGCCUUUACCGGGUUUGUGUUUUUUUUUCUGCUUUUGUCGUUAUUGACUUGCGUUUUAUUGCUGCCAUGUUAAAUAUUCCUUUAUUUCUUUGCCUCCUAUCUGACACUUCUCAUUCUCGAGUAAAGUAAACUCCGCAAAAUCUUGCCAGCGAAAACAGCUUGCCCACACGACAUGACUGGAAAGCGACUACCUUCUUUCCAAACUUUUUGAAGCCUACGCGUUGACAGAAAGUUGUUUCGGGGUUUAAAUGUAGGAAGCAGGGCUUGAAAAGUGUCCAGUCCGGUCGUCUGGCACAAGUGGAUUUUCUUGCAGUGCAAGUAACUUUUAAAGCUUACUUACCCAACGGGCAAGGGUCAAGGCAAGUCAUCCUCUAACAAAAUCAUUAACUAAGGCGAGCAAGAAGUGGCCCCAGGCAAGCAAGAGAGCUGCUUGCCCAAAAGACAAGUUGGAAUUCAAGUUUUUUCGAGCCCCGAGGACCUGGUUUAAUUUGAAAUUAGUAGAAAAAGAGACUACUCCUCCAAGGUCAGGGCAGUCGCUAAAAUUUCAAGUUGCCGGCUAUAUGCAGUUAGUAGGAGGGUAAUUGUACAGCUAGGAAGUUCUUUUGGUUCUAUUUUCUUUUUGAUUCCUAAUGACAGUAGCUGGGCUCACUGCAAGGUGCAACUGAAGACAAUUAAGGCAAAUGAGAAUACCAGAAUUACAUUACGUUUUAAAGUAACUCAAAUUGUCCUCUUUGAAACACGCAGGUUGGCUUUCAGCACGUCUUUGACUAUGAGAUGUACGAGUGGGCUGUGGGAGACGGGGACGAGUAUGGCGAGAAUGGUUGUGCUGUGCUAUUCGAUUGCCUCCCGGAAGAAGCUGGUCAUUAUGUCAUGUGUUAUUACAGCUAUAAACUGGAUUGUAUUAUCUCCGUAAGCGACCCAUUCGAGGUAAGAAUAGUGUGUUGAUAGGGAGCUCUAGCAACGAUGAAGGCGAAGGCAACGAGAACGUCAAAAAAGCUAUAGGUGUAAAUUAAAUUUGCAAAGCAACAGCUUUGCACGUACAUCACGCUUUUUUGUACAUUCUUUUCCGUCACUGUACGACUACGACAUGAAAAUGCUUAAUUUCACGUUUUAUGGACGACGUAAACAAGCGACGACGAUAUUUUCUUCCUUUUUCUGAACUUGAGUAUGGUUCUUAGGAGUUCUGCCUUAGAAGAGUUCGGCUCCAUUUGACAAAGUGAAUGAGUUGGAAUAAUCGCACUAGAGAUUGGAAGAACGCAAAUCCACUUUUUAAGCGACGUUUUCGCCGCCGUCGCCCUUGUGGUAUCUUAAACUCCCCAGUGAUGAGUGGGUCUUGGAGGUUGACCACUGUAAAACUGGAGAAAUUUGUAAACUCAAGAAACGCAUUUUGUUUUGGACUAACUCUUCAACUAACAUCUCUAACAGAUUCUUCCACCGCGAGAUGAAGACAAAGACCCAGUGGAAGUUCAAGUUGAACAGCCCACAGAGGAUGUGUGA